GUCCUGCCCCACCAUGAUCUUGCGAAGCCGACUCUCGUCGAUCAGAAAGCGAAGCGCUUAUUGCUCAUCACCAUCUUUUUGAUUUAUAGGAUUUGUCAGAGUCUCAGGACUCUGAGCUCAUAAAUCGCCAAGAUGGUGAACAUUACGGAAAAGAUCAAGGAGAUUGAGGAUGAGAUGAGAAAGACCCAAAAGAACAAGGCGACUGAAUAUCAUCUUGGUCUUCUAAAGGGUAAACUCGCCCGCCUCCGAGCACAACUCCUCGAACCAGGCCCAGGAGCAGGCGGCGGCGGCGGCGCAGGCUUCGACGUCAGCAAAUCCGGCGACGCCCGAAUAGCCCUCGUCGGCUUCCCCUCGGUCGGCAAAUCCACCUUCCUCUCCAAGGUCACGCGGACGAAAUCAGAGGUGGCCUCGUACGCCUUCACGACCCUCACGGCCAUCCCGGGCGUCCUCGAGUACGGCGGCGCCGAGAUCCAGCUGCUCGAUUUGCCGGGUAUCAUCGAGGGCGCCGCCGAGGGCAAGGGUAGAGGACGGCAGGUCAUCUCGGCGGCCAAGACGAGCGACAUGAUCCUCAUGGUGCUAGACGCGACCAAGAAGGCGGAGCAGAGGGCGCUGCUCGAGGCUGAAUUGGAGGCCGUGGGCAUCCGUCUCAACAGAGAGCCACCAAACAUCUACCUCAAAGCCAAAAAAGCAGGCGGCAUGAAAAUCACCUUCCAGUCCCCUCCCAAAAACAUGGACGAGAAAAUGGUCUUCAACAUUCUUCGCGACUACAAGAUCCUAAACUGCGAGGUCCUCGUCCGCGACGAGUACGCCACCGUUGACGACCUCAUCGACGUCAUCAUGAAGGACCACAGAAAGUACAUCAAGUGCCUCUACGUCUACAACAAGAUCGACUCCGUCUCCCUCGACUUCCUCGACAAGCUCGCCCGCGAGCCCCACACCGUCGUCAUGUCGUGCGAGCUCGACCUCGGCAUCCAGGACGUCGUCGACCGCUGCUGGGAGGAGCUCAAGCUCAUUCGCAUCUACACCAAGCGCCAGGGCGCCGAUCCGGACUUUAGCGAGGCGCUCAUCGUGCGUAGCAACAGCACCAUUGAGGACGUGUGCGACCGCAUUCACAGGACGCUCAAGGAUACCUUCAAGUACGCGCUCGUCUGGGGCGCGAGUGCCAGGCAUAUCCCGCAGAGAGUGGGACUCGGGCAUGCGGUGGCGGAUGAGGAUGUGGUUUGCGUCGUGAGCGCGUGGAAGGCAUGAGACAUGAAUUCAUCAGAUGAAAAAUAAGAAAUGGGUUUAAAAAGGUUACGAGGAAUUGUGAUUUCUGCUCAUGCCGACCGACAAUUUUGCGGUGG
This is a messenger RNA of Colletotrichum scovillei, 1343 nucleotides long. RefSeq names its product TGS domain-containing protein. NCBI's taxonomy places the organism in Eukaryota, Fungi, Ascomycota, Sordariomycetes, Glomerellales, Glomerellaceae. Gene Ontology annotation, biological process: cytoplasmic translation. Gene Ontology annotation, cellular component: cytoplasm. Bases 133 to 1248 code for a protein of 371 amino acids. Gene Ontology annotation, molecular function: GTPase activity; GTP binding. The transcript is spliced from 6 exons. The record is from RefSeq and is a predicted model, not a curated record.